GAUCAAAAGAAUAGGAUUCUCUGCUUCACAAAACUUCUCCUUCUCUCUUUUCCCACUGCUGAGAGAAGCAAUCAUGGCUUCUUUCGUCAAAGUAGGAUUGUUGCUAGUUGUAGUGGUCGUCUUCGCCGGGCUGAAUCUGUCGGCGGCGAAGAUCUACACCGUCGGCGACUCGAUCGGUUGGACGAUACUGAAUAGCCCCAACUACACAGCUUGGGCUGCUGGGAAGCCCUUCCGUGAGGGUGACACCGUCUAUUUCAAAUACAACAAACAAUUCCACAAUGUGUUAGAGGUAUCAAAGGCAGACUACAAUUCAUGCAAAAGUAGCUCUCCUUCAGCAACUUACUCCACUGGCAAUGAUUCCAUCACCAUUAAAACCGCCGGCCACCACUAUUUCAUCUGUGGGAUUCCCGGCCACUGUCAAAUAGGCCAGAAGGUUGACAUCUUCGUCGGAGGCGGCAAAGCUACUGCACCUGCCUCCUCUGCUGCCCCUUCUCCUUCUCUGUCGCCGGCUUUCAUUCCAAGCACGGCCCCUUCGGCGAGCGCGGCACAGGCACCGAGCUCCGGUGCUCAAUUGCCACUGGCAUUGUCGACGAUCAUUGAGGUGGCGACCAUGACGAGUGCUAUUGUAUUGAUGGGGCUUUAGAUAGUAUGAUUUUGCAGUUUAUGUUUGGUUGUUUGUUUGUUAUUGACAGAACCAUUCAGAAAUGAGUUUUAAUCAUCAAUAGUUUGUGGUAAGUUUGUCUGUUAUCACCUUAAAGAGAUUGGUUUUUUCUAUAGUUUAAGGAAAAGCUAAGUAUUAUGAUGAGAAAAUUUGUUAAAUUUAGGAAAGGAUUACUUGAAAUGCUAUUAUUUCAGCUUUAUAAA
Dendrobium catenatum is the source of this 864-nucleotide messenger RNA. Its product is annotated as mavicyanin. Gene Ontology annotation, molecular function: electron transfer activity. The transcript is spliced from 2 exons. Lineage: Eukaryota; Viridiplantae; Streptophyta; Magnoliopsida; Asparagales; Orchidaceae. The record is from RefSeq and is a predicted model, not a curated record. The coding region runs from base 74 to 643 and encodes 189 amino acids. Gene Ontology annotation, cellular component: plasma membrane.